AUGCCGAUUCUCCCAAUUCCCCUCAUGGCAUUGGGUGCUACUCUGUUGGCACCCACUGUUUCAGGACAAUACUCGCCUCAUUUUCCAGAACCCCCCAAUCCGGAGCCCAUCGAGGUUGUCGAGCUCCCUUUGCCUCCUGUGGUUUCAAGCAAUGCUACAGGUGCUUGUACCUCCAAGAUCAAUCCCCGGGGUACCGGUUGCAUCGGUGUAGAUGCUGGAGCAGAGCAAGAGUUCCAAUCAGGAGACUUCACACCCGAUGGGAAGCACAUUGUGGUCAAUGUUGACUUCAUUGGUGCCCCGGCAGCUCCAGACCCAGCGAGCGUCUACGAUGGCGAACAGCUGAUCCUUAUUACCACGGAUGGUACCAGCUUCCCCAACGGUGAUCCGUGGAGGUGUAUCACCUGUGGUGUUCCGUCAAAGAAUGCUCCUUGGGUCGAUCCCCAGAAAGAUUAUCCUCAUGUCUUUCGAAGCGGUGAUAAGGCGCUGUGGGGUCAUAACAUUGUCUCCUGUGGUGGAAAGCCGUUGGCCAGCGAUGAAUGUACUCCGAACAAUACUCACAUCUAUCCCAUUCACUGGACUGUGUCCGCCGAUGGGACUGGAAAAGGUGGCUCUCCUCGAGAGAUGCGACUUCAUCCUGACGAUGAACACAUGGGCUGGAGCUCCUUCACUGCUACUGGAGGCCAGUUUACUUACUUUGGCCGUCUGGAGUUUAACGCCGACCCAAAGGUUGGGGAGCCUCUUGUUCCUCGAUACGACUUGGUUGAUGUGAACAUUCUCGUUGAUAAAGAUGGCAAACCACCCAUGUACGUCGAAGGCGAUGAAUUAAUCAUCAACCAUGAUGCAAUCACACCCGGUGAACUUCGUGGUUUCAGUGGCUCGGGCGAUGAGAUUCUCUACAUCGGAUCUCCCGUGGAAGCCAAUAACAUCGAUGUCAUGGCCGUCCACCUUACAACUGGGGCUAUCCGUCGCCUCACCAGUCAUCCCGACUAUACUGACCCAAUUACCAUGUCCCAGGAUGAUCAAUGGAUCGUUGCUAUGGACACGCGUGUUGUAGGUCGGCAGAUGUUUAUGUCUGGUAUGAGAUGGAUCCCUCCUAUUAUCGAUUACCUCGUUGUGGCCAUCGCUUCGUCAACGCGCAAUAAUGGACCACGAAGAUUCUUUCAGCCAAUCCUCAUCGGUCGCAAUGGAGAUAAUGGAGACUAUUUCGGUCAGCAGGUCAAUGCGGACGGCGACGGAAGCGAUGGAAGCGUCAAUGAUCCUAACUGGAAUGGCAGAGCUGAUCCAGCCUUGUCUCCUGACAGCACAAUGAUUGUAUACUGGCAAGCUCUUGUGGUUUCUCCCUCUUGCGGCGGUGCCAAUCCUCUUCCAUGCCCAGUUUCUACUGCCCAAGGAGGACGCAAUUACCGGAUCAUGCUUGCUCGUCGUACCUCUCUCAAGCCUUCAAAGCCAGCACCAGUCUUCAAAGCUCCCGAUUUUAUCCCCUGGGCAAAAGCUUUUCCCGCUGGUAGUAAAACACCAACGCAAUACAAGAUCCCAGCCGGCAACUAUACACUACAAGGUCAGCUGUCAGGCGUUGCUGAGGUUGCCUUCAUUGAGGACCCCGAAACUGGCGCCAUUCAAACUAUCUCGGCUUCUUAUAGCAACUAUUCCGAUCAAAGAGGCUACAUCAUCGACGGAUAUGAAAAGGUUACCAAGUGGAAGUUACUUCCCAAUGUCUGGAAAGACCGAGUGGAAUGGUUCUCCAAUAUCACGCAAACUGGAGUAGUGAAAGGGACUAAAGUCACAAGUCGAGAUGGAUUUGAAGUAGAGAUAGAUGUCAUGAUUAACCUCCUAGAGACGAACGGAACAUUGACAACGGUGCUUGAUGGGAUCAAGUACGUGCAACCUGCUAGUGGAACCUAG
This is a messenger RNA of Fusarium redolens, 1902 nucleotides long. RefSeq lists its product as uncharacterized. Lineage: Eukaryota; Fungi; Ascomycota; Sordariomycetes; Hypocreales; Nectriaceae. Bases 1 to 1902 code for a protein of 633 amino acids. The record is from RefSeq and is a predicted model, not a curated record. The transcript has a single exon.